Molecule: messenger RNA, 7106 nt
Organism: Cephus cinctus (wheat stem sawfly)
Lineage: Eukaryota; Metazoa; Arthropoda; Insecta; Hymenoptera; Cephidae
Product: neuromedin-U receptor 1
Exons: 3
Coding region: 4366-6315 (649 amino acids)
Biological process (GO): neuropeptide signaling pathway
Cellular component (GO): plasma membrane
Molecular function (GO): neuromedin U receptor activity
Source: RefSeq, a predicted model, not a curated record
AAUCGACUCGUCAAAAUAUUCUGAGAGGAUGCUCUUUCGAAUUUGCCAGUACACAAAUUUCCCAUUGCCAAUGUUUCUCAGCCAGAGGUAACGAAUGGUUUUCCAUUGACUUGCCGCGCAUUAUCUUCGGUAAAAAACAUUUGGCAACGGCAAAUUUCCUUACGGCUGGCAUCAUGAAUUAUCGUUCGAAUUUAGCCAAUAUUCAUAACACCGUGCAGGAUGAAUUGGGCCGAGUAAAUAACUCACUUAAAUCAGUGAGGAGGAGACGGAAUAAGGAUAGAAAUUUGAAAGGCGAUCGGACCGUCGAGUAAAAUUAAAACUAAGACCAUGCAUUAGAGCAACUCGGCCGGAGGCAGUACUCGGUCCACAGUAAUUUCCUCGUAUAAAAGUUUCUUUAUCCGAAGGGCAGGCUUUGUCGCAAAUCCGGACAGAAGUAUAUAUGUAUAUAUCGAAUUUUCUAGAGCAGCAUUUCAUUCUCCGCGUGUUUACUUAUGAUUACUUACAGUUCUUCCAUCCAUUUCUUUUGCGCAUUAUAAUUGUGCGAUUUCAAAUGCACGGCUGCGGCGAUGGUUUGACUCGAGGGAACCCACGAAACAUCCUAAGGAUGUCCCUCGGACGUCUUAAUAAAUUUUAAUUAUUAACUCGGAGUCCGUAAACAAAAGCAGCGACUCGGUUAAUUUAUUUGGCCAACUGCCGAUUUACAUGAUCAGUCAUCGUCAGGCACUCGACCGAGGAGGCACAAGCACGUUCGAAUUAUAAAGAAGACAAUCAGACAAUAAUUGGCAUACACGCGUCGUGCUGCUCAUCUUCCUAUCCCUUUUGCUCUGGAACUCCAGUCGAUCGAUACUGCAUCGAUUCACCAGACCAACCGAUCGAACCUGCGUCUUCAGUGCGACAGUGCUCGUAGGCAAAGCCAAAUUCUCAAUCUGGAUAGACGCUAAUUAUUGCAGACCCGAAACCCACUACAGCUGUCGGAUUAGCAAACCCGACUAACCCGGAAGGGCAAAUCCGGACUAUAAUUUGAAAGCCUGAGUUACGGUCACGUGUCCCCGUUCCCUUGUGCACGUGGCCAUCGCUCGCGGCCACAGCCUGAGGAACAACAUUGCCGAGCCCUAUUCGAGCGACUGUGCGCCUGGAGCCAAGGAUCGAAGGAUCGAAGGAUCGAAGGAUCGAAGGACGACCCGCUACUGAAUACCCUUUCUAGAUCCAGGAGUUUCUGUCAGAAACAGAAAUUCACAGGAGAUUUCAUCGCAAUUAGGCCGACGGAACGUCUUUGUUCUCGCGCGCGGAGCAGCCGUACGACUUGAGGACGAAUGAAAGACUCGCCUAGUCUUGAAGUUCCCUCUUUUGGCACAUUCUAAUCUCUCCCUCGAGAUUAUUUACAGGCUAUUUUUGGUUCUCCGGUAAAGGAACCGUAAGAACUGCACUGCUGGUCGAGGCUGAUGACGUGAUGAUAUUUGUCAAAAUGUGCUUAAAAUUAGAACGACCGUUAAAAUAGAUGGUAUUUCAGUCCCGAUAAAAGCGAAUCGACGAGCUCCUCACGGUUAUUCGAGGCGUCGGUGUGACGCGCGCGCGUCUCGCCAGCCUGCCGUUACUCUUAUGAAUCGACUGGAAGACGCGAAGGCGGAGCGAAGGGAAGCAAAGGUCCACUUGAAGUCAGUUAAACUAUACGAAUAAAAUAGCCUCCGCGACGAUAAUUCCUACGUCAAAGAAAUGGAAAACUGGGUCGAUCGUUCUCAUUUGACACGCACACCACUUGUGGUACUUCCUAACUGGUCCUAACCGAAUUUCAUGGUUCACAGGAGCUCGCAAUUAGCAACCCGCUCCCUUUUCUUGCGUGCAUCACGCUGCCCUUCCGCUGUGGAACAGCCGAGGGAGCGAAAGAGCUGGAGCCAUUCUCGAGUUCUUAAUGUCAUUUCGAAACUUCCCUCCCCUCGCCUUCCGUAAUAUGUAUUAUCAGCCUAGUGUCCCUUUUUGCCCUUAAGAAAUUACGUACAGCAUCCCGAUUUUCAUCGAUGAAAUUUCACGGAAAGAAUAGUAGAUUUUCAUGUAAAGUUCACAGAGUUCGUGAAAUGAGAUUUUAUAUUACAAUCAAAAAGAUUGAUUUAAAAGAUAGGAGAGACGAGAUCCAACGAGAGGAAAAUUCCAAUGUAACGUGUUAAUUUGGAAGCUGCCGAGUCUUCGAGAAAAGAAUAAAAAAGACCGAUGGCCGGUCGAUGGUUGAGCGACGGAGAGCAACCAGUCUAUUGGAAUGUGUUUUGAAUCCGGCGCCUUGGACUUGAUGCGUCUCGUAGAUGCGAUUUUACCGAUCGAUGAGUUCGACAUGUCCACCGGGUAUAGUAAUUCGAGGCUGUUGAGGACGCAACGUCAAUAUCAAUAACAAUAGGAAGAGUAAUGGCGAAAGAAGUGGAGUACGUCUCUCUAAUGAAAUCGUAAAUUUGCGAUAGACGUCUUAAUGAGAAUUCGGCCGACGGCCUUAAAAAACAAACAUCUACUCGACUACUAUUCCACCAGGCAAAACCAUAAUACAGUGCAUAAGCACAUUCAAGUGAAAUUUCGACCGGCCGAAAGACUGAGGCCCGCUGUCGCAGCGUCGCACGGAAAUUUCCGGAGAUUCCUAUGUUACCCGCAAUGUGCAACGAGUCCUCGUAGGUUAGAAGUGGCAUUUUUGAAAGCACAGUUUGGCAAAAUUUCCUCCUAAUUCUACCUUUAGCAGCUUCCUUUGAUUCGUAGGAGCAUCAACUAUUGGCUGAUUGAUAUCGCGCCUGGGUGGCUACGCGGCCACUGGGGCCAUCUGGCGCGGACUAAUUUCGUCGUAAUUUCCUCGUAAAUUUGAAACCGUUACAGUAAGAGGCGCCCAAAAUCCGUGCUUAUCGAAUUCCGCUCUGUGUUUGCCGAACGUCAAAGCGGCCGCACCGAUCGCGGCGAUCAGGUUGAUAUUGCCUAUCGGAAACGACCCAUUCUCUUUCGGCGAAAUAUAGCUGCGUGAAUAUGCCAGCCAUAUGUCUUCCACUGAUACUCGACGGUCCGAUUUUUCCUUUGAUUUUAAAUUCCUAUAAAAUCCUUUUACGCGACUGGCCGAAUUUCCUGGCCCGACUCCUAAUAACCAGAUCGUUAUUGGCGCCCGUCGACUCCUUCGACCUGAAGAAUCCCACAGGAUCCCGAGGACCUUCCUUCCGCAUCCAUUCCCCCGUGCAUUUCUAGGCUCACACUCGAUACGCACGACUGGCGUGCACGGGACGCCGCGUCAAUGAAACUUGGCCAAAUGUCUUCCGCUUCGUUCCAUUUUUUGGAGAUUCAAGUAAUUUCGCUGCGGAGGAGCGAUCCGAAAAAAUGUGAAUACCUGAGAAUGUGUCGGUUUCCUUGUGAUUUUGCCUGACAUUGAAUUUGAGAUCGAAUCAAAAAAUUCUUCGAGGGAUCUAUCGUACUGCCGGAAGUGUAUCGUCUCUUUGAAAAAUGUAUUCUGGGCCAAUAGAAUCUCGAAUAAAUUCAUGAAAUCGCAGGAAACAAAGGAAGCGUAUUUACACUCUAUCACGUCCAGUGCACCCAGAUGCACCAUUUAUUCAUAGUGGGUUGGCAAUAAAAUUCAGGAAUGAUAAAUACUUUUAUACAGUAUAUACCGGAAUGAGAACGCAUAAGAAUAAUAGCUUGAUGAGAGAAGGAGUAAACGUAUAAAAAACGAAACUCACGUAAACUUCAAGGUCGGAGAUUGGCAUCCCUAAUAAAUUUAACUCACAAAUUACGUGGACUAUAUUAUUGCCGCACCGUAUAUUAUUAACACGCACGUGUGCAUUAUACUGUUUUUCGUUUUUCGGAUUGAAAUUUAAAAGAAAAAGUCCCUCCUAGACCAAAGUCGAACGAGUCUCCUUGUGAAAUUCCAAUCCUGCCGACUUCGAGUACCGAUAAACAACAGUAGAAGUGCGAACAUGUCAGAGAAAUAAGAAAUAGAAUCUGAUCGCAAUAACACAGGGAAAAUCCUCGAAUCCCGCAUACGGUGGCCCUGGCUCGGGUCGGCGUCGGCGUCGGCGUCGGCGUCGGCGUCGGGAAGAGCGCGCGCUUCGUAAAUCCGUCCUUCUUGUCCGCAGGCGUCGCGUCCUCGCUGCAGUCGUCUCUCGUGGCGCCGUGCGAAUCGACGCGAGGCGUCGUCAUUCUCCGCCGGGUGAAGCGUGACAUCACGGUUAGAGUUCGUUAAAACCGAAUAAACAACAGAAGCUUUUUACGAGGGUCUACCCGGAGAAGAUGAGCGACCGUGUGACGUGAACUGUCAAGAUUAAGAAUGUCGUCAUCGCGAUCAUCGUGAUCAUCGUGAUCAUCGUGAAAUAAGCCGCGACUGGAUGCGCACUAAAGCCCAAGGUGCCAACUGAAAUGGAAAAUUCGUUGGAAAUUGCCCUGCCGACGACCCUGGGGAUCGUGCGCGAAGCCCAGGAGGAACUGUUCCAGAGGGCGAACGGAAGCCUCUUCCUUGGGGCGGGGACGGGGGCGGCCGCGGGAGUGGAAACGGAAGAUGGGAAUCUGAGUGACAGCAGCCUGGCGUCGAAUCCUUACGAUCCCCCCCGGGACCCCCUCUACGUGGUGAUCCCGAUAAGCGUGAUCUACGUCGCGAUAUUCCUUACCGGAAUCGUCGGGAACGUCAGCACGUGCAUCGUGAUAGCGCGCAACAAGUCGAUGCACACCGCGACGAACUACUACCUCUUCAGCCUGGCAAUUUCGGACCUGCUGCUGCUGGUGUCAGGACUUCCGGCCGAGAUUUACCUGGUGUGGUCCAAGUACCGUUACGUCUUUGGCGAAGUCUUCUGCGUCCUGCGAGGCCUGGCUGCCGAGAUGUCGACCAACGCGACGGUCCUGACCAUCACGGCCUUCACGAUAGAGCGAUACGUCGCCAUCUGCCACCCGUUUCUCUCGCAGACGAUGUCCAAGUUGUCCCGCGCGAUCAAGCUCAUCCUACUGAUAUGGGUUAUCGCCGCGUCCUUUGCCAUCCCGCAGGCGCUGCAGUUUGGCAUCGUCACAGGCCCCACCGAAGAUUCCGAUUACCUCAUGUGCACCUUCAAGACCGAGAUCAUUCAGCACUCCUUCGAGCUCUCGACCUUCCUCUUCUUCGUGGUUCCCAUGGUCUUGAUCACCGUCCUCUACGUUCUAAUUGGCCUGAAGCUCCACCAGUCCAACAUGAUGAAAAGUGACUCCGGCAAGAGCUACGUCGCCAGGAAGUCUUACGGGAAGUCGAGGCACAGAGACCGGAAUUGCCGUCACCACGCAGGAAAAUCCUCGAGACGUGUCCUGAAGAUGCUCGUUGCCGUAGUGCUGGCCUUCUUUAUAUGCUGGGCGCCUUUUCACGUGCAGCGACUUAUCGCCAUCUAUGGGACCAACUCGGCAGACCAUAUUAAUUCCAACAGUCCUUGGAUGGAAUUUCUUUACCUUUUAUUUACCUACGUGUCCGGCGUCUUAUACUACGUUUCGACCACCAUCAAUCCGAUCCUCUACAACAUCAUGUCCAACAAGUUCCGAGAAGCGUUCAUGGAAACGCUGGCGAGAUGCUGCAGAGCGACCAGAUUUUCCAGUCAGCGAGAGCAACGUUCGUAUUCGAGUUUAUCGCGCUCGCAGCAGCGCGGAGCAGCUGGGAUCUUCGGACGCAGGAACGCCGAAACAGGCGGAGCUCAAGAGAGCACGGACUGGUCAGGUAAUUCCGUACGAGAGGAGAGCAGCCGAGCAGGAACAGGAAUAGUGGUCUGCGCCGAGCCUGGCUCCUCCGACCUGCCAGGAGGUCAGGCCUUGCCCACGUGCGCCGGCCGGCAAGCAGCAGUGCCAUCUAUGCGUAGAACCUUCUCUGGCGAAAUCGGCGCCACCGAUACCACCAGUGCCUCGCUUUCCGGUCAGUCGAGUCGCAGGAUUCUGCCUUUACAGGAACGCACCAACGACCAGCAGUCGCGUCCAAUUUGCGCAGCUCGACCGGCAAACGGGCUGGGGAUACGAAACAUUUCCUACAUGGACGAAGGGCUUCAGGCGCAGGGAGUCGGAGUCAGGAGGUACGGUGGAAGCAGGAAUAAUGGAUACGACCCUUCGCGGAAGUGGUGGACUCUUUUCGGCUGGUUGGCCAGGAGGAAGUCGUCGCUGGAGUCAUCGGCCGGAAAAUUGACUUGCACGAUUCCAACCGGGAUCGAUGAGAAUCGCGAGGAGUACUCGAUGACAGCCUGCAACAUUAGCAACAGCAGCUUGAGAGACGUGGACGCCAGUCUGAUGGACGACGAACUCUCGGCCUACAUGAACGAGAUUCGCAUCAAGGAGCUACGUGGCCAGCAGAAAAUGUCCGACAACGGUUAGGUGCUCUCUGACUGUUAUCCCGGAUCGGGGUAUCUUGGAUGGGGAUAUCUGUUUCCACUUUUGAGCCUCCCGUCGCUCGGCGCUGCCUUGCUUCCCUCUGUGAGACGAUAAGACUAACGAGGCAAUGAGUAAUAAGAAUCUCGCUCGAUGACAUUCUUCAUACUUUGGUACAAGAACAUUCGACAUAUCCGGUUGAGCUGCCUCGCGUUUCUGUAUUCGAAUGCAUUAACAAUGUCUCGAGUAACUGUACAGAAAAGCUCAGCCGUCGAGCCGAUAACGGAAAGAUUCAAAGAUACUACGUGGGUCACGUGCGACUGUCGCUAAUGGCGACUUCCUGUUUCAAGAUCCUUCGCGCAGCUUCCCAUUGAAAGCGUCGCAUGAUGCAACCAAGGAAAACAAUGAAGAAAAAGAUGUGUUCGCAAUGCGCGGUUCUCGUGGACACGAAGCUUUAUACUCGGAGUAGCUAACCUAAUCUUAAUGGACCUUAAGAUUUUUAAGACAUUUAACGCACGUAUACGUUACAUUUAUAUGCUAAAUUUCGACUUGGAUGAGAAUUCGAUUUUUUUUUUCCAUUUUUAUUGCCAAUACGUUAAAGCACAUUGUCAGACAUUAAAUGAAAUUUCCUAGCUGCGUUCCAAAAAUAUUCCACGUCUGACAGAGAUACAAUUAUUACCCAGAGUAAUAUUAUCUUGCGAGUUUUAUUAUCAAAACUUGACAUUGGUACAAAUUUGGAACGGAGGUAGAGAUUACGUGUUUAGAAGAAAUAAAUAAAAACACUUUGUACGCUCCAA